Molecule: messenger RNA, 3937 nt
Organism: Mytilinidion resinicola
Lineage: Eukaryota; Fungi; Ascomycota; Dothideomycetes; Mytilinidiales; Mytilinidiaceae
Exons: 3
Coding region: 1-3714 (1237 amino acids)
Biological process (GO): intracellular sterol transport
Cellular component (GO): mitochondrion; cortical endoplasmic reticulum; endoplasmic reticulum membrane
Molecular function (GO): sterol transfer activity; sterol binding
Source: RefSeq, a predicted model, not a curated record
AUGCUCAAAGGUCGGCGCAAGUCCAAACCGAACAACUCGUCCACAAACUCAAUCGCGAGCAGCGAUACACAUGGGGACGGGUCCAGUGGCAUGAGGUCAUCCCUGGACGGCGCGCUGGAGAAGCUCAAGACGAGGAACUCGGAGGACAGGCGCGACAGCACAGAGUCCACCAAUGGCACCAGUAAUGGCACCAGGGACAAGAUGUCGAAGCUCUUCAAGGGCCGGCGCCGGCGCAGGCAGUCGAACGCGCAGGACGGUGCCUCGCACGAGUCCUCACAGCUCGACUUGACUGAGGACAUCCCCCCGCUUCCCAGCACCAGCAUGCUGUCCUUGGGCACCAGCGCGCACAGCGAGGAAUCGCUCCACAUGCACAGGAGCGUGCCGAGCAGCCUGUUGACGGAGGAUUCGGACACGGAUUCCCCACCAAUUCGGCCCUCAAUCUCACCGCACCAGUCGCAUACUGGCUAUCUGACCCUCUCAUCGCCCUUGAUAUCCGCCGAAGCCCUCGAUUCCCCUGCCUCCAUAUCAUCCGUUACCGAACACACACCCCCCCUCGACGACACGCUGGCGCCCAGAAACGCCAAAACACUCAGUGCAAACUCCGAACCCAGGCGCAGCCCUUCGCCAGUGGGCAAACUCAAAGAAGCGUUUGCGCCUACACGUCGAUCGACAUCGCCGAAACCUGGAGGGGACAGCGACUCUACCAAGUCUGGGUUGGGCGGUGGUCUCGGAGGGCUCUUUGGGGGAGUGGGCAAGAAGGGAGGAUCGACCUUGAGACGCGGCUCGAGUACGCUUGAAGAACCCCCUCUGAUACACAUUUCGCAUGAAACGCAGUCGACGCCGGUUCUACCGUCUGCCUCGCCACCUGAGAUAAUAACUACCAUCCCGGCUACUCCACCCAACCUAGGGGAAGCUCCGACCACGUUAGUGACGCCGCCCACGCCCACCGAUGCGAAGGCCUCGUCACCAACGGACUCGAAUACAAGCUUGCAUACUUCCACAAAGCCGGUCUCGCACAAACAGUCGCAGUCCAACUCCAACAUCGUUACGUCUCCUUCGGGGAACAUGAUAUCGCAUAGACGCGUGCGAUCAGCUACAAAUCCUCCCAGCAAACUGUCAAAUUCUAUAUCUGCGCCAUUGACGCCCACAUUAGAAGAAACGAAAACACCCGGUGGAUCUUUAUCAAGUCCGCAAAGUAACAGUGGUUUUUUCUCGUCGGUUUUUUCUGCGGCGCAAAACGCUGCAACGCAGCUCUCGACCUCUAUAGCAAAUACCUCAAUAUCCGCUGGGUCUAAAAACAAAGCCAACAAUUCUCAGCCCGAGGAAGAGAAGACGGGCGACGUCGGCGGCGAAGAAGUAAUUGGGCCAGAGUCUGAAGGUGUGUCUACGGAAAUCCGCGGGAACGAGCCUCGUCAGCUCGCUGUGGAGACGUUGGGAUCUGGGGACCUUAGUCUUGCUCACCUUGGCAUUUCUGAAAGCUCGGACCCAAGUCCAAUGACUUCAAAAUCGAAUCUUGCAGAGCCGUUGCUACCGAAUGACCAUGCUUCUGCAAAGGCAGAGGAUGUAGCUGCUGCACAGGCAGUGUCCGCUGCAUACGCUUCAGAAAAACCCAAUGGAGCUACAAACUCCGAAAGACCUCGCUCACUGACCACCCUUUCAGGCGGCGGCGUAUCGCCUCCAAGGAUACCGGAUGCUCUUGAUUCUCCUGGCAGCGUAAUCCAACGCACUGGUAGCAUUAGAAGCCGGAUAAGUGGUGGUAGAAAAAGGAGGCAUCGUGGUAGUUCAGCAACCACUGGCCACACAAUAGCGGCAGCUGUAGGUGCCAGUACUGCUACAUUAGCACAUCCAGCUGCAAUGGCCAACGGUCAACGACUACAAGGAACAGGUUUUGCGGUUGCACCCGCGAAACGCAACAGGGAUUUUCACAAUCUUUUUCGAAGUGUACCAGAGGACGAUUAUCUUAUCGAAGAUUAUAGCGCAGCAUUACAACGAGACAUUCUGCUUCAUGGCCGCUUAUACGUCUCGGAGGGACACAUAUGCUUUUCCAGUAAUAUCCUAGGAUGGGUCACCAACUUGGUCAUAAGCUUCGACGAAAUAGUGACAGUCGAGAAGAAAAGCACGGCGGUGAUCUUCCCCAAUGCCAUUGUUAUCCAAACGUUACACGCCCGGAACGUAUUCGCCAGUUUCGUUUCCCGAGAUUCUACCUACGAUCUCAUAAUAGGCAUUUGGAAGAUCAGCCAUCCCAAUCUCAAGAGCUCGGUGAAUGGUGUGACGCUUGAUGGAACCGGAACUGGCGAUAAAACCGAAAAGGACGAGUCAGUAGGCAGUGAAGACGGCUCUAUCGAUGGCUCAGAUGAUGAGGUUUAUGACGAAGAUGCUGAAGACGAAGAAGGCUUGGGCAGCUUCACUGAAGCCGGCGAGGGCAGCGUUGCCGGAAGCGAGGGUGACUCUAUCCAGGCUGCGAGUCGGAAGGCGUCUGCGGCUGCACUUGGUGCGCCAGUGAGCGGAGGCACGAGCAAAAUUGUGGACAACGCUGAAGCCGCUCUUGCUGGAGCGACGGCCACACAGGACUUCCCCGGAUCGCCUACGCACGCACCCACAGAGUGCGGUGAUGCAGAUAGUCACUACGACAAGCUCCUGAUCGAUACGACGAUCGCUGCGCCGCUCGGAAAAAUCUAUUCCCUAAUGUUCGGGCCAGCUUCAGGGCAGUUCAUGCGGAAAUGGCACAUUGAAGACCAAAAGUCGACAGAGCUGCAAAUGGAGGACGACAAAAAGGGUCUCGACCAGGAUAUAAAGACCAUGAACAUUUCCUACAUCAAACCCUUAGGAGGUGGCCUGGGCCCGAAGCAAACCAAAUGCCUAGUCGCGAUGACACUAGAACAGUUCGAUCUGGACAGGGCAGUUACUGUGCUCUGUUCAACGCAGACGCCGGACGUGCCAAGCGGUAACGUGUUUCUCACAAAGACAAGGUACUGCUUGAUGUGGGGACCAGGUAACUCAACGCGCCUGAUCAUGACGUGUACGGUGGAGUGGUCGGGAAAGAGCUGGCUGAAAGGUCCAAUCGAAAAAGGCGCAAACGACGGCCAAAUGUCUUUCGCAAAGGACAUCACCGCCGCGCUCAGAGCCGCCGUCACCACCAAAGCAGCCAUCAAAGGCGCGCCGCGCGGCAGAGGCAAAGGCCGCAAGCGCCGCGGAGACAUCUCCAUCGACGAGGGCCUGAUACCUACCCCUGGCGACGAAAUCGAAAAGAUCACGACGCACAAGCCGGUCAGUUGGGGCGUGUUGGAGCCCCUGCACGGUCCCCUCGGCCCCGUCGUCGACAUCGUCGGCAGCUUUGUGUCUGGGCCGACCGUUAUCGCGGUCUUGUUUGCCCUGCUGUUAGUUUCGUGGCUGAGGAGGCCCGCAGUACCGGGCUUGGGCAGUCUGGGUGUUCCGGGGCUUGCGACGCCGCAGCGCGUGGCCGCGUACGAGGAGAUGUGGCGGAAGGAGGAGAGCGAGCUGUGGCGAUGGCUCGAGGAGCGGGUGGUCAUCGACCGCGUGCUCACCCCCCCCGUUGAAGGCCAGGCGUGGCGCAAGAAGCAGCGGGUGGGCGGGAUGCAAGAGAAAUUAGUAGAGGAGAAGAUGAGCGAGCGGCAGAUCGAUGAGGCGAUCAAGGUGACGCAGGAGAGGCUGGAGGCGCUGAAGGAGGCCGUUGAGAGGAGGAGGGAGCACUGAGCACAGGAUAGCUAUGGAGUGUAUAUGUUUAGUAAACUUGGAUGGUCUGGCAUUCGCAAUGGGUGUAUUAUAUGUGCAUUUUGGGGAGUUGUUAUGUGAGAUGAGUUUGUUCGGUGGGGCUUUUGGACUUUGGUGGACUUUUGGAUAUUGGGGAGCAUGGAAUGCGCUGCGUUCUUGUUGAAUAUAUACCCUCCUUGAGAGAAACGUGUUUCUAGAUUUGUGU